CUAUAUAGUCUAUGGUUACAUGGCCGAUAUAUCAUUUAUUUGGAGCUUCCUUUUCUUUCUGUCGUUUAUGGAUAUCUAUGUACGGGCGGUCAUCGUUAAACAUUUCCGUAAAAAUUAUUAAAUGAAGGUGCUAUAGGCGUUUAUUUUAUGAAAAAACUGUAGGUUAUAAAUUGUUAAAUAAUGAUCUUACUCGAGAUCAAUAAUAGAAUUAUAGAAGAAACGUUAACAGUUAAAUAUAAAAAUGCACUGGCGCGCUUAAAGCCUGAGUCAAUAGAUGUUACUGUAGCAGAUUUUGAUGGAGUUCUGUUUCAUAUAUCCAAUGUUAAUGGAGACAAAACCAAAGUUAGGGUUAGUAUAUCAUUGAAGUUCUACAAGCAAUUAGAGGAACAUGGGGCGGACGAGCUUCUCAAAAGGGUUUACGGUGAAUUACUCACAGAAACAGAAUCGGGAUACAACAUCUCGCUCCUGCUGGACAUGGAGAACAUCCCGGACGACUGGGAGGACGUGGUGAAGAAGGUCGGGCUGCUGAAGCGAAACUGCUUCGCGUCCGUGUUCGAGCGCUACUUCCAGUUCCAGGAGGAUGGCGAUGUCGGACACAAGCGGGCCGUUAUCAACUACAGACAGGAUGAGACGCUAUACGUGGAGGCGCAGGCGGACCGCGUGACGGUGGUGUUCUCGACCGUGUUCCGGCACGAGGAUGACAUGGUCAUAGGCAAGGUGUUCAUGCAAGAGCUAAAGGAAGGCCGGAGAGCCUCGCACACCGCUCCCCAAGUGUUAUUUUCACACAAGGAGCCGCCGCUAGAACUCGUUGACACCGAUGCGAGAGUAGGCGAAAAUAUCAGCUAUGUUACGUUUGUGUUGUUCCCGCGACACACGUGUGCGGCGGCGCGCGACAACACGAUCGACUUGUUGCACAUGUUCCGCGACUACCUGCACUACCACAUCAAGUGCUCGAAGGUGUAUGUGCACUCGCGCAUGCGCGCCAAGGCCGGCGACCUUCUCAAGGUGCUGAACCGCGCCCGCCCACAAGUCACCACCAGACCCACCGAGCGCAAGACCAUCACGGGCAGAACGUUUGUGAGACGGGAUUGAGUGUUGCGCGGCGGUGGCGGCGCGAGCGGCGGCGGCGGAGCGGGCGGCGGUGCGAGCGGCGGCCGAGGCGGCCGGCCGCGGCGCCGCGCCGUCGCCGCGCCACGCGCCGGCCCCGAGACAUUACUACUGUGGAAGCGGUGGACGCGUUGGAUGCGUUCACCGCCAAACAUUCAAAUUGUGCGUAUUUCAUUAUAUCCAAAGUAAGUCAGAAGUCAUAUAAAUAUUUGGUAUUUAUUUAUCAUGAUGUAUUGUUGUUUGGGUUUCGCGCGAUCGUCACAAAGUACUUACUCAUGCGGUAGCAUCGUCAUGUUAUUGAUAACGUAAACAAAUGCCAAAUGUUCCAACUGUGCUCAACAUGUCGUCGCCGUGCCGUCGCCGGACCGUAGCCGUGCCGUCGCCGGGCCGUGCACAUUGUACUAUAUGUAUUGUCAGGUUUUAAAGUGUAGUAUAAAGUCAAUAAAUAAUGUUGCCGUAGGUUUGUUGAUAACAAAAUUAUGCUUUAUUAUUAUGAGAGUUAUAUUUAUAGAGAAGGCGCUGCAUUCAAACUUGGGUUCCUAAAGUGUAGCGUACGCCCUGAGCGCAGACACGCAGGCGCAGCAGAGCGAACCUACGCGUAGACGUUGCUCCACCACGUGCGAACAUUUUCUUGUAGCCUACGUAAUUAUGUUGUAAUUUAUGCAAUCAUAUUACCAAUCCUCAUGUAGAAUAAAAUGUAUAAUAUGAAACCUAGCUUAUACUUACAGUUUCGGUUGACAUCACUGGAAUAUCGAAACAGGUAUUAUGCACAAACUCGUACGAAUUAUAUUCAAUGUUUAAUUUUUAAAUAUUGCUCCUCCUUAGUUACACGAUGAUACUAUGCAAUAUAAGUAAAGGAUAAUUUUUAAAAUAAUGUUUCCACCAUCACUUGUUAGGUAGGUCUGAUUCAAUUAUAAAUAUGUAAGUGAAAAUGUAUAUCUCUCAAUAGAUACACUGUACUUCCACAUGCAGGGGUAUAGAAGAGUAAAGAUAUAAUGGCCUUAUUUAUGGUGAAGAUUGUGUUGAGUUGGUUCUGUUGACGAAGCCGCGCCGGCUUUGGUUCUGUAGAGUCGCUAGUUUAGAACAUGACACAGUUAUAUUUAAGUGCAAUUCGAGUACGCUCAUCAGUACCUUAUUCAUAUCUAAUGCAUUUAAUUUGGACGGAGCGGAGUUAACGUAACAGAGAUUUAUAAUUGCGAGGCGUUUGUGAAGUAGUUGAUUAGCUCCUCGUUUGAACACCUCUCUAGACAUGCGUUUGUAUUAUAUUAUGCGCACUGUGUUGUGUACGAAGCGAUGUUGCUCAAUAUAUUGUCAACAAUAAUAUGCAUGAACAAAUAAACAGAACGCAGUGCGUUAAGUUAUAGGUGAUGAGCGGAUUAGUACAUAUUAUGUAGAUUCGUUGAUAGCCGUGUGCGGGUGAGAUUGUGCUGAAACAUAUAUUGUGUUAUGGACUGAGAGUUGUUAGAAUAAAUUCGUCUGAUGGCAGUCAUUGGUUAUCAUACACUUAUUAUUCGCUAAGUCAAAUGAAGAUAAUCGUGAGAUUAAUAAAGCAUUCUAUGAGUACGAAUGGAACGUAAAGAUGCAUGUAGAGACAAUUUUAACUAUUUAAAUAUUCGGCUAACUUCAAUUUAUUGUAAUUUUAUUCGCGAGAGGUAUUAUUUAUGUACUAUAAGUAAGUUAAAUGUUGCUUUAAAGUUAUUGCUAACUGAGGAGCAUUGUUUUUUUUUAUGUCAGUUUAAACGCCUGAAUAAAUUGUGAAUAUGUAAUUAUUCUUAUGAUUUAAAAUCCGUUUAUAUUGUAUUUUUUAUUUUUUAGAUUAAAGAAAACUUACUGCAAUAA
Messenger RNA from Manduca sexta (tobacco hornworm), 2946 nucleotides. RefSeq names its product actin-related protein 2/3 complex subunit 2 (gene Arpc2). Lineage: Eukaryota; Metazoa; Arthropoda; Insecta; Lepidoptera; Sphingidae. The transcript is spliced from 8 exons. Gene Ontology annotation, biological process: actin filament polymerization; Arp2/3 complex-mediated actin nucleation. Gene Ontology annotation, cellular component: Arp2/3 protein complex; actin cytoskeleton. Gene Ontology annotation, molecular function: structural constituent of cytoskeleton; actin filament binding. The record is from RefSeq and is a predicted model, not a curated record. Bases 181 to 1092 code for a protein of 303 amino acids.